This is a messenger RNA of Lolium rigidum, 5150 nucleotides long. RefSeq names its product RNA-binding protein P-like. NCBI's taxonomy places the organism in Eukaryota, Viridiplantae, Streptophyta, Magnoliopsida, Poales, Poaceae. The coding region runs from base 1 to 1539 and encodes 512 amino acids. The record is from RefSeq and is a predicted model, not a curated record. Gene Ontology annotation, molecular function: RNA binding. The transcript is spliced from 2 exons.
AUGGCGCCCAAGAAGCGAAAGGCGGAUCCGGCCCAGUCCGCCGCCCUCGCCGCCGCCGCCGCCGCCUCCGACCCCGCCGCCACCAACCACCAGCAGGACCUCCCGUCCCCCGACCUCAAGCCCCGCGGCACCAUCUACUUCCCCAUCGCCGACGACCCCCCGGAGCCCGCCGCCGACGCCGCCGACGACGACGACGGCGCCGACGGCGACGACAAGGAGGACGUCGCCAAGAUGCUCGAGCCGCUCUCCCGGGAGCAGCUCGUCGACCUGCUCCGCGCGGCCGCCGAGGCGAGCCCCGCCACCAUGGCGGCCGUGCGGGUCGCGGCCGAGGCCGACCCCGCCAGCCGGAAGCUCUUCGUGCACGGCCUCGGCUGGGGCGCCGGCGCCGACGACCUCCGCUCCGCCUUCUCCCGCUUCGGGGACCUCGAGGACUGCCGCGUCAUCUGCGACAAGCAGUCGGGCAAAUCCAAGGGCUACGGCUUCGUCCUCUUCCGCUCCCGCGGCGCCGCCAAGCGCGCCCUCCGCCGCCCCCAGCUCCAAAUCGGCGGCCGCCUCGCCUUCUGCCACCUCGCCGCCUCCGGCCCUGCUCCCCCGUCCGCGCAGGCCCAGAACCCUAGCUCCAAUUCCAACGCCAACACCAACACCGGUACCACCAACACCGCCCCUGCUUCCUCCUCCUCCUCGCAACCCGACAACAUGCAGCGCAAGAUCUUCGUUGGCAACGUGCACGCCGAUGUCGAUGUUGACCGCCUCUACGAGUACUUCUCGCAAUUCGGCGAGAUCGAGGAGGGGCCACUGGGUUUUGACAAGAGCACUGGCAGGCCCAAGGGGUUCGCGCUCUUCGUCUACAAGUCUGUGGACAGUGCCCGGCGUGCCCUGGAGGACCCGAACAAGAGUUUCGAUGGCAAGGUGCUCAAUGUGCAGAAGGCAAUAGAUGGGAGGUCGAAGACGCCUGGGUCCAACUCAAAUGCCAAUCCUAGCGCCACCGCUGCUUCUGCGCAAAUGGCCGCGCCUGCAAUUGCCACCAUCAAUCCAUAUGAUCCAGCAUCGGUGUACGGUGCUACUUCUGUUCAUGACAUGGGCUUCGCCCAGCAAGCUGCCAUGCUGGGGCUUGGUGCGCAGCAGCAAGCAUUUGCGCAGCCCAAUACUGCAAUGCUUGCCAUGAUGGCAGCCGCGAUGCAGAACCCAGCCAUGCUUGCGGCGCUCAAUCCGGCUUUUGCUGCUAUGGGUGCUGGGGGGCAGCACACUGGCAUUCCUGGUUUUGGAGCUCAAGGUUUCGGGACGCAGGGGUUCGGAGCUGCUGGUGUCAAUUUCCCAACUGCAGCAGGUCUCCAGGGAGCUGCAUCAUAUCAGGGUGGCCCUCCUGGUUUCCAGGGGACACCUGGGUUCCCAACUUCUGCUGGGUUUCAGGUUGGCCAAGCCGCUACCCAAGCUGCCGGUACUACUGCAGCUGCUGCUGGUGCUGCUGGUUACCAGGCUGGGGCUGCUGGGCAGGGUCAAGUGCCCAGUUCCCAGACUGGCUUUCAGGGUGGCUAUUGACAGCACUAGUUUGGCAUCUGCUGGUCGUGGUUCGUUCGUGUGGUUUUGCAUUCGGAUGGAUUUUGAACCUGUGUUGGUGCUCAAGUGUUGCGGAAGAGUUCCUGCUGUUGACUUUUACUGCCAGAUGCUUUUCAAUCAGAUGCCUUCUUGGCAGUAUUUGCAGAAGGAACUUUUGUUGAAGUACUUAUGUUGUUCUUAUUGCCAACUAUGUAGUUUCGCCCUUGCAACUUCAUCAUGUACUUUAUUGUUCUGUAGUUGGUUUCAUGUACUGAAGUAUCUGUAUUUGACUACUUGGGUUGUUAUCUGGUCUUAUUGAUUAUGUGAAAUGGUUUCUGGGCACUUGAUCUCAGUUUGGUUGUAGUUGCAGUGGGAUUUGGAGGUAUGGGAUAUUCAUAUCUUUUGCACUCAUCCUGGAAAUUUCUGACUUCAGGUAGAGUUUGACAGAUGUGGCGUUCAAAAUCUUUAGUAACCGAGAGAGCUUUAUUCUCCUUGGAACUUGUUUCUUGAAAUGUUGAGUUUUUUUUGCUAUAGCCAUGGAAAAUAGGUUUAAAGCGUGCCUCGUGUUAUAUAUACCAUCUCAGAAAUAGUUAUCUGCAUUUAAGGAUGGUGAUCAACUGAUCAUAAUUCAUUUCUGGCGUAAAAAAUAGACCAUAAGGAACUAGACCACGUGGCCAUGGAAAAUAGGUUUAAAGCGUGUCCCGUUUUAAAUAUAUACCAUCUCAGAAAUAUUGAUCUGCAUUUAAGGAUGGUGAUCAACUGAUAAUAAUUCAUUGAAGGCGUAAACAACAGAUCAUCAGGAACUAGACCACGUGGCCUUUUUAAGAGACGACCAUGAGGCAGCUCGUGUGGGCGGAGCACAGGGCUUGGACACAGGUCGCGGGGUUCGGAGCACGGCACACCUAUGCGCACACCUCUAACCAACUGGUCGAUGACCCUGUUCUUAAAUGAUUAUAUUCUCUUCAAGGCAUGUUCUUGGAGAAGUAUCUUGAACACAAUUAUACAAUGAAGCCAUAGCAGUCUGGACUCUUUCAUUUUUUGUUCACACGAUUGGUUAUGCCUUUACUCUUCAUAAAGGAAUUUAGCUACACUAGAAUCAAAUUUUGGUUGAGGGUAUUUGCUUGUGCUUGGAUAUGCUGAUCAAUUUACCACAAACAAGGACCAAAAUCUGCUAGUUGUUCUGUAAUGAUAUGUUGGUAUUGAAUUGCAAGGAUUUGAUCAUUUAUCUUGCUCCCUGUAUAUGUGUGAUGCUUAGGCCAUGACUAGGCAUAUCCGUAUAUAAUUACCACAAACAAGGACCAAAAUCUGCUAGUUGUUCUGUAAUGAUAUGUUGGUAUUAAAUUGCAAGGAUUUGAUCAUUCGUGUUGCUCCCUGUAUAUGUGUGAUGCUUAGGCCAUGACUAGGCAGAUCCGUAUAUAAUUAAUUAGAUUCGAAUGCAGAAUUUAAUCAGACCUGGGCUGUUGUACAUUGGUGUCCAAAUUCAAUCGAUGCGCUUAGAGGGGACACUUAGGGAGUUAGCAUGAGUUAAUAUUACUCCUUCAUUAGUUUACUCUUCUUCGUUUCUAUGGAGGGGUGAUAUCCUUUUCUGUUCUCUCUUGAUCCUCUGCCAAGUGUGAUUUGACAACGCCUUAUGCUUUUGAGCCCUUGAUACCAUUUUUUUUUCACUUCUGGCAAGUAUCUCAUGAAUACUUCUACAGUACUACCAACAGAUGAAUCCUUUUCUGUUCUCUCUUGAUCCUCUGCCAAGUGUGAUUUGACAACGCUUAUGCUUUGAGCCCUUGAUAACAUCUUUUUUACUUCUGGCAAGUAUCUCAUGAAUAAUUCUACCAACAGAUGAAUUUCUGAAUGUUUCACAUGUACUUGAAUAUAAAUUUCUUAAUACUAGCUAGUACACGUGAAAACCAAGCCAGUCUAUGAAAUUAGCUAUGUCAUUCACCGAAUCAGGUUGCAUUGCAUGUAAUGCUUUGAACUGUAGCCCCCUUUAAGUCAUUGAUGGAUUACCCAUUGUUCAAAAAAUGGCCGAGAUACCGAUUUAUCGUGAAUCGGGUGAUAACCGAUAAGAUUUCCGCAUAUCGGCUAAUUUAUCGCCCGCACCGAUUUGCAGCCGAUAUUUCGGCCGUUUUUCGAUGAAAUUGCGCUGAAAUUUGGUCUGAUAGUCGAUGUUUUCGUAAUAUAGUCUUGUAGAACUGUGCAUUAGCUCAAAUUUUCCAUUUUUAUUGAUUCAAAUGCAAGGAAUAAAGGUGAUACUUCUAUCCAAUGCUCUAAUGUUAUUCUUACAUAGCAUAUUAUAGAAAAUUUAGUGCCAAAAAUUUGGAUUUAGAAAAAAAUAAGCCAAUAAAUGGCCGACCGAUAAAAUCGAUUAAUCGGCCGAUAAGCGAUUAAUCUCCAUUUUGAGGCUGACCGAUUAGUUAACGAUUAACGAUUUCUUGAACAUUGGGAUUACCCUUUGAUCUGCUUUUUGUAUAUAGAUUAAAAAUUACAUCAAGUUUCUUCUAUGAAUUAAAUUACGUUGCGCCAAUUGGGCUUUCAUUAUUCAUAAUACAACUUUAAGUUUCCAUGCUGGAGUAGCAUUUAGUUAAUAUUUGUAUUGAAAGAUGGCCAUGUUGGGCAGAUGAAACUUCUCUAAAAUGGCAAGUCCCAAGCAACAAAGCUUCAUCUAACCAAUUUCUUCUUGCCCAUCCCAAAGUUUGCUGAUAUGGAACUAUUCUUGUUACCAGUUAUGCUUCAUUCUUACCUGUACUGCUUGAAUUGUCAUUUUCAAGUAUAUAUGGUCGUUAUGGUGCUUUAAAUCUACUCUACUUGUCAUUUUUUUUUUGCUAUCGAGUCUUUUCGUUCUGGUUCAUCAACUAUUGUUGUAAAGUGUGAACAGCUUAUCACUUGCACCCAUCUGCUAUUAGGUAUCUUUGUUUUGAGCUUACCAUAUCAGGUCGCAUUCUUACUGUUUGAUAAGAUUCUGUCAUGGUAAUUUUGGAAACAAUGUCUUCCUAGUUUGGGAACAUCUUAUUGGGCUCUUCUCUUCAUAAUUGUUUACAACUUGAGCAAGUGAAGACUUUUCUUUCAGGCGCAACCCAGAGAACGCGCAUGCAGCUUCUUUGAGCUUAGGAAAUUUUCAUGGAAGGAUAUUGCUUCAGAUACUUUGUUUCUGAUAGGAGGGUCCUCCUCCUAUACAAAAGCUUAGCUGGUAUUUUGUCUGUUGUCCUUUCUCCCAAGAAACUCCAGUUUGGUGGUUCAGCUGGAUUUUUACACUGCAAAUAUAUAGCAAAAAAAGGUGAAGCCAAUACUGUAUGCCAAUUGUGGUACUCAGAAACGUCUGCUGAAAUUCAGUUCCGCCAUCCAUUAUCCGCUCAAAUUGGUGAAUCACUGCAGUACAAGACAGGGAAGUUCUGAUAAUACGUCCAGAACGGUAGGUGGAUCAGACAAAUUGGGGAUGAUGAUCCGGACACGAACGUUUAUGAGCUGAUUUCAAAAGUGUAGCUCACGGAAGAACAAAGGGAUCAUAUUCCCUGAUUUCCUGUUCGCCCACUAAUCUUCCCCACUUUAUUGGUAAGCAUCCAGCGUGCAAGUGGUCUAUGCUACUUUGAAGCUUUCCUUGAUGCUGCUAAUCUUCGCUCGUA